UUUUGUCUGAUGCAUUUUUGGCUGUCACUCAGCCAGUUUGCUGUCAUUUGUCAUUCUUUCGACUUUCCUGUCGUUCAGGUAAAACCCAAUUAAUUAAAUUUCAUUAUGAGGUUUCCAAAAUCUUGCGACACUUUUGUCGUGCUUCCCCCGGUCACUAAAAACGGCCGAGUAAUAUUCGGCAAAAAUUCAGAUCGGCCUCAAAAUGAAGUGCAAGAAGUGAUACUUGUUAAGGGUGAAGAAAGAAAUCCAAAACUGAAGUGCACGUAUAUCACUAUUGAAGAAAGUCCAGACCCCGUAAACACUGUUAUUCUGAGUAAACCAGCUUGGAUGUGGGGAGCAGAGAUGGGAGCCAAUGAUAAAAAUGUAGUCAUUGGAAAUGAAGCCGUGUGGACAAACAACAACGAGGGUGAUGGAGAUGCUAGGCAGAGGCGCCUUUUGGGCAUGGACUUAGUCAGGCUAGGUCUAGAAAGGGGCCACACCGCUGAACAUGCUCUAAAUGUUAUAACUAUGCUACUAGAAAAAUACGGACAAGGGGGCCCUUGCUCAGAACUUGAUGAUAGCCACUUCUACCACAACUCAUUUCUGAUAGCUGACCCAAAAGAAGCUUGGGUGCUAGAAACUAGUGGCAAAUUGUGGGCAGCUGAAAAACUGACUGCUGGAUACAGAAAUAUUUCAAAUGGUUUAACAAUAACUACAAAAAUUGACAAACAUUCUGAGAAUUUGCAGGCAAAAGCCAAGGGAAUGGGGCUAUGGGAUGGACAGAGUGAAUUUAAUUUCACCAAGUGUUUCUCCUCUGGUGGAGAUGAGGUGCGCCAGCGUGAAGGUGAACGGUUGCUAAAGGAAGAAAGUGCAGGUGCAUGUUUUGAUGUCAAAAACAUGUUCAAAGUAUUACGUCACAAAGAAAGCCGCAUUUGUCGUGGAUGCGACGAUACCUUUCCUACACAAGGGAGUCAGGUAUCAAGCUUGACUUCUCAAGGAUUGAAUGUCCAUUGGUUCACUGCAACUCCAGACCCAAGCGUCUCAUAUUUCAAGCCAUUUGUGUUCACUCCAAAACCUCAGAUAUCUUCGUACACUGAAAGUUCUAAUGAGGCAAAGAGAGAGCAUCAUUUAUACAAACUGCAUGCUGAACAUGUUUUGAAGAGCAGUAAUGAAAAGAUAUCUACACUUUUACAUGAAAUAGAAAAUGGCUGCCUUAUUGAAUUAGAAGAGUUUAUACAAAAUUAUGAAAGCGGUCAAGGUUCUUUAGAUGAGCUAAAUGAUCUGAUGAAAGACUGUGUUGAAACUGAAGUAAAAUUAUAUGGCUAAAUAUUACCUAACGAAACAUUUGAGACAUGUUGAUUGAUUUAGUAAUGCUAUUUUUCAAAUGCUUUUUGAUGUUGUUGUAAUGUGACGUGGCCAAUUAGCUAAACAUAAAUUUUUCCCAUCUAUACAUAGUAGAUAAAUCUAAAUAUAAAAAAUAUAUAGUUAAAUUUUAUUAUUGUAUAUUUUUUAAAUUUAAAUAUUAGAUAAAUAACUUUUAUUACAAUUUAAUAGGGAGUAAAGUAUCAAUUUGCCGAUUUUUUGUUAAAUAUCCAUUAGUAAUUCCUCGAAUAUCUUUUUACAACUAUCAAUUUUCCCUUUUUUUCUUUAUGGAUCCUAUAGCUUAAUGUUGUCUCAGUCUACCCACAAAAUUCCAUAAACUUCAAAGUAGUCUUCUAAAAAAUCGCAAAUAUUAUGUUUGUAUGAAAAAAACGGCAAUUUCAUACUUAACGCCUAAUAUAUCGUUAUUAAUUAAAUAUAAAUAAAGUGAGAAAAUGCAUUUUAAGAACAUGAUAAGUAUGAACUCGUAUGUGUUUUUGAUGUUUCUAAUUAAAUCAUCAAAAUGAAUCUAUGUUAGUUAGAUUUUUAAAUAUUAUGUUCGAUUUUACUGUUACUACUUGUGCUAGCUUCGGCUUGUAUUAUUUUUUGUAUUUUUUUACGUUAUUUGUAGGUGUCAUACUUAACUUAUGCUUUAAAAUUGCAAUAAAUCGCAAUCGCAAUUUGCGUGCCUUAAUUAAUGUUAUCAAUUAUUUAAGUCUAGGUGCUAAGAACCAAAAAAGUGUUUAUUAGCUACAUUCAAUUUGAAUUCUGACUAAAUAGAUUAAAUAUUAUAUUGUGAGUAUUUCUCAAAAAAAAUGUACAUUUUGAAAAAAAAAGUGUGCUUUGAAACAGUUCAAAAGUUUUAUAUUUAUAAAUCAUCACACAAAAAAAACACACAAUUUUGAAGGAUGAAUAAUAAUCUUUAAGAUAACGAAGAAUUAUAGCUAUAAUCCUACUUAUUACCAAAUAUUUAGAUAUUUUAAAAAUAGUCCUUUUUUACCUUUCAUACAAAAACCUGUUUGUCACCCUAGCUUUUUCAUGUAUUUUUGUUUCAUAAAAUGCGAUACGUAACUAAAUUAUUGUAAAUUUCUUUGUAUUAUCGUUCUACAGUAAUCGCAGUUUCUGUAUCAAAUUGAUUUUCUAUGGGGUGUCAUAAUAAAUUGGCAAUUUAAAGCAAAAAAACAAAAUGAGUCGCUCUCAUUUACUAUUUCGUUAUUUACUCUUUAGUUACGAUUUAUUUCUACUUUCCCAUGGUUUCUGAACAAUUCCGUAUUUAUUUUACACGGACAACAAUAGCUGCACUCUGAAUGGCUGUUGGCCUGACGUCUCCGCCAUAACAUCUAUCGCGAAAAUUAGUGAAAACGUGUGUGUUUUGUGGGAUUACUUUUUCGUAACAGGCAGUAAAAUCAGCGAUUUUAUAUAGAACGGUAAGUCUUCAUUAACCAUUUUUUGUAAUACGUGUGGUACGAACAUUUAGUAAGCUUUUAUAUUUGCUGUAACAAAUUUUAUCAAAAAAAUACUUGUUUCUGAUCUCAUUUUGUCUAAUAUUUCGUAACGUUUUUUACGAAUUUCGUUACGUUACGAAAAAGUACAACAUAAUGCUGAGUGUAUACUGUUAUUACCUGACUAAGCAUAGUAAUAUUCACUACUUAAUUUAUUUCAAAAAAUAUAGAGCGUUAAUAACAAAAGGAUUGGAUACUAUCUGCUUUACAGAAGUGCCACCAGCAAAAAAUUAUCAAAUCAUUUAGAUUACGUUUUUAUGUGAUUACUUCUUUUGCAUUUUUAGGAAUGCCGCCAAAAACCAAUGCCGAAAGGCAAAAAGCUUACAGAGAACGACUCAAAAUGGAUAAACAUGAUGGAACAAAAAUAAUUUUAUUAAAAUAGUAUGAAUGAUUACUCCCUUAUUUUAUUUCUAACCCCUUAAUAUUACCCCGUAUUUGGGUGCAUACUUACAAAUAUUUCGAAUUGAAUAAAUGAAGAGCAUUCACAAUAUUUCGCCAAUGUAUAACAAGCCUUAUGGCCUUACUAUUUCGUUACUACCGUUUCGUUACGUACAUUUUUUUUGAGAAAUACUCUUGUAUUAUGUAUACCUGAAUGUUUUUAAUUAGUAUGAAUUGUAUUUUCCUUGAAUUAUUAAAUUUUAAUUAAUUA
Molecule: messenger RNA, 3489 nt
Organism: Ostrinia nubilalis (European corn borer)
Lineage: Eukaryota; Metazoa; Arthropoda; Insecta; Lepidoptera; Crambidae
Product: secernin-3
Exons: 7
Coding region: 106-1305 (399 amino acids)
Biological process (GO): proteolysis
Molecular function (GO): cysteine-type exopeptidase activity; dipeptidase activity
Source: RefSeq, a predicted model, not a curated record